UCCGAGGGGCGGGCGCUCACCUGUCGGAGCUGCCCUGGGUGGGGCGCGACCUCGCCUCAUUAGCGAGAGGCGGGUAGAUGGACGAGCUGUUUUGGCGUCACCAAAGUUUAACUUUUCAUUUUUUACAUACUUUUUUUCUUUUUUUUCUUUUUUUUCUUCUUGUUUUCUUGUUUUGUUUCUCCUUUCUUCUGGUUCCCUAUUCUUUCCCCUCGAGCUAUAGAGGUGGAGAGCUGCCGUACGAGUGCGUCACCUCUGCGUUCCGACCGGGCUGCGGGCGGAGCGAGCUGCGGGUGGUUCGGACCAGCCCUGCUCCGACUGCCGCCCCACGUUCGGCGGCGGGCGCAGAGCCGCGCGUGAUUCCUCUGGAGCAGGAGGCAGCCUGGCCUCGCUCCCUGCCUCUCCUCUCGGUGCUUCCCUCGCUCGCGGUGCCCAGAGCGGCUCCAGGUGUGAGCUAUGAGGGUAUCAAUACCAGCUGUGGCAGUGUGGGGGAGAAUUGCUCCCUCUCACAGCAUCACUGCCAUUAUGAUUACAGAUGACCAGCAGACUAUUGUUACAGGAAGUCAAGAGGGGCAAAUAUGUCUCUGGGAUCUUUCAUCAGAAUUAAAGAUUUCAUCUAAAGAAAUUCUUUUUGGCCAUACUGCUUCUGUAACUUGUUUGGCAAAGGCAAGAGAAUUUGAGAAACAGCCAUAUGUAGUGAGUGCUACUGAAAAUGGGGAGAUGUGUGUUUGGAAUGUCACUAGUGGACUGUGCAUUGAGAAAACAAAGCUUCCUUAUAGGCAUACAGCAAUCUAUUAUUACCAUUGCUCAUUCCGAAUGACAGGUGAAGGCUGGCUUCUUUGUUUUGGAGAAUAUCAAGAUGUUCUUAUUAUUGAUGCUAAGACUUUGAGUGUUCUGCACACUUUGUCUUCUCAGUCUUCUGAUUGGAUAAAUUGUAUGUGUAUUGUUCGCUCUGCAAGAAUUCAAGAAGACUCAUUGGUUGCUGUGUCUGUAACUGGAGUUCUUAAAGCGUGGGACCUAUCUUCGUCUUUGACCAGCAUACAGGAGAGGCAAAAUGUGUGUGAAAAGGAAUCCAAGUCUCUGGACUGUAUGAACUGCCGAGCAAUAAGGUUUUGCACUUACACAGAAAGGCUCCUUCUGGUUGUGUCUUCCAUAUGCUGGCAGGUCUAUGAUUAUUGUGAUUUCUCCUUGCUGUGUACUGAGUUCUGUAAGAGUGGUCAGUGCUUUGCUGGUGGAGAAGUACUAGCAGCUUACAGGCUUAUCAUCUGGACAGAAGAUGGUUACAGUUACAUCUACCAGCUGCUAAACAGUGGACUUUCCAAAAGCACGUAUCCUGCAGAUGGGAAGAUGCUGAAAGAAACUGUUUAUCCUCAUUUACUCUGCUUUACUGAUGUGAAGGAAAAUAAGAGUUUCCCUUUUGUCAUGGGCUUUAUGAAUGAAAGGAAGGAGCCUUUCUAUAAGAUUCUUUUUUCCGGUGAAGCUUCAGGAAGAAUCACUUUAUGGCAUGUUCCUGAUGUUCCUGCAUCAACAUUUGAUGGUUCGCCAAAAGAAAUCCCAAUUUCAACAACAUGGACUCUUCAAGAUAGUUUUAAUAAAGCCCAUUCAAUGUCAGAGGGCAUUAUAGAUCAUCUUUGUGAGUUUAAAGAUGGAAUUGAAAAUGCAGUUGUGACUUCCUCUGUGUACAUACCCCGUCUGGAUAAGCUUGUGUGUGGAUGUGAAAAUGGGGAAAUUUUCAUAACGCUCGGUCUAGAAACUGCAAGAGCAAGAUUUCUAGAAAAUGUGUCUUUGAAAGGUAAUCUACCUCAUAAAGUUUUGAAUGGUCAUAGUAGCAGAGUUACAUGUUUACUUUAUCCACAUGGUAAUUCAGUAAGGUUUGAUCCCAGCUGGCUGUUAUCAGGGGGCCAGGAUUCUACUGUGAUCUGUUGGGAUAUAUUUACUGGAAAAAUCUUGCACCGAUUUAGUCUGCAAUCUGGUCCAGUGACAGAGCUAUUGAGAUCUCCAGACAACUGCAAAUUGCAGUAUCAUAGUGUAGUGUGCUGUGUGUGUAGUGAUCAUUCGGUAGCAGUUCUACACCUUCAGAAGAAAGUUUGUCUCUUACAUGCCAGAAAGCAUCUGUUUCCUGUGAAGAAGAUAAAAUAUGACCCCACUGAAAAUCUGCUAAUUGUUGGGUGUGAAGAUGAUUCGGUUUAUGUUUGGGAAAUUGAAACAGGUAAUAUCAGGUUAUUUGCUCACUUUAAGUUUUGUCUGUGAUGUUUAUGAACAUCUUAGAUUAAUUAGGGAGGUUAAAAUUUCUAUACUCUUCAAGGUAUGUCACUAAUAUAAUAGCUUACCUAUAGCUGGUUAUAUAGAAAUUUAAGUCAGAUUCUGAUGACUGAAUGAUUAGCUGGUAUUGCAGUGAAUUGAGCUCAGCAGUCAUUAAUAAAUACAAGCAUUUUUAUAGAGAUUAUGGUGUUUGAAGAUGCUACCAGCCUCUAACUGUUCCAUCUACAUUUUUUUCCUCUUUUAAAAUUGAUGGUGAAAACAGUAUGUAAUUUAGGUGGGAGAAAUUGUGAUGUAGAAUGUUUUCCUGGUUUAAUACAUAACUAAGAAAGGCACUUCUCAAAAUCAUCACGUGAAUAGGCUGUAUAUAAAAACUUGAGUCUGAGAUGUCCCUAAAGGUCAUUUAAAAUUCAUUGAAGAUUUAGUUGCAUUUGAAAUUGUAGUAGAGCUUGGAAAUGUGACAAAGAACCACAGAUCUUCUUCUAUUGUUUCCUUAUUAAUCUCUUCUUAUCAUUGCUAUCAUUUUAACAUGUUUUGCAUCAGUUAGUCUGUAUCACCUUUCUAUCACCAUACAGUGACUAAAGCAGCCCAAGAAGUUAAGAUGCUUCAAGGGAGAUGAUUAUAUCUCAGUUGCAAUUUUAUUCCAGUGUGACUAGGAUGAUAUCAUACAAAAGUACAGUGAAUUAUUUGUAAAUCAGUGGGACUUAGUACCAUAGGAUUGUACUGGUACCAAGAAUGCAAAAACAGUAUGAAUUGAACUAUCUCUCCUUUAGCCAUGAAAAUGGUGCUCAUUUGACAAGAAGUAAAAUGAAUGCUCACAUGUUAUGUAUUCUAAAUGGUCAACAUGAUUAAAAAUACGUUAAAUUACUGUUUCUGUAUCUUGUUGCCACUGGCUAGAAUGAGGGCUGCAAUCACUACUUUUAAGGAAUGUGUGGAGCAUCAGAGGUGCAGUUAUUUGCUGCAUAAGCCUGUAUCAACUUUCUUUUUUAUUCCACUUCUGCACUGGUAGCUGAAAAAUGCCAUCUAAGCCAACCAGGAUAUACUUGCUUUAACGUAAAUUAAAUCUUUAUUACAGGAGAACUUGAGAGGUCAUAGCACUGAUCCUUGAAAUUGGCCUGACCUAGAUCAAGAGCCAUAUAGAUACUUCAGUGUCACUCAGGCAGACAGAGCACUGUUUAGAUGUAUGAGAAUGAUGUAUCAAACGAAACUCAGCAGAAGCAAAGCCUUUUAAUACAGUUUUCAUCUGUCAGUAUUUGAACAGACAGAUGUGCAUGUACCACUUGCAGAAUUGUUUACCUGUGAGUUCCCAGAAAGUUGGGAAAUACUCUUAGCAGUAGCCUUGUGCUCAAAUUCCAUCGUGGAUUUGAACAGGGAAUAGUUUUAGUAGUUUCUGUUGUCAAAAAGUGGUUUGGGUCUUUUUUUCCUCUUUUGACUGUACAGUUAGUUUCAUGACUGAGGCUUUGCCUCUAAAUGGAAGUCAGCAGAGGACCCGAUUUUUGUGUCAGCCUCAUACAUCACUGUUUGCAGUUUAAAAAAAAUACUGAGCACUGUUAUUGUACUAGAGAUAAUGGAUAACUGGGAAAACAGCCAGUCUGCUUAUAAUUUGGGGAUGUGAAAUAAGGAAUCUCUAUGAAUAUUUCAGUAUUUACACUGCUGUAGAGUCAGCAGUAACUCUGAAUUUGACAAAUGACUUCACAAAAAUUCAGGGACUUUUAGUACCUGUGAUAGUUGUUCAGCUAUACCACUUUAGCUUCAGAGCUGUCCUAUCAGAUAAUUAAGAAAACAAAUCCUUGAGCAAAUGAAAGCCUUUAUUAUAUAUUACAGUUUAUCUUCUAAAUUUCAAUGAGAUACUGAUGGCUGAUACUUUUUUCAAAAAGUAUUCUGAAGUUAAAUUUAAGGCACUUCUUAGCAAGUGUACUUUAGUUUCUUGUAUGGAGUUGGAAAAACACUGUCAUAUAGAUUAAAAUCUAACUCAGCAUUUAUGUGUGCAGCCUGUAUCCAUCUCUUUGUUAACCUGUCAAAGAUUUUAUUUUGCCUCAUAAACGAUAAGCAAUCUCUGAGUAUGACGGGUUCCCUAUAUUAUUCCAAAUAGUCAUUUGAGGAUGGCUUAUGUUGGAAUGCAUUAAAUGACAAGAGUAUAGUUAACUUCAGUUGGAAUUCAUCUGAACUAGGGACAUACAUUUAUGCUUAUAAAUAUAAUCUAGUAACUAGCAGCUAGUAGCUUAGGCUGUGUCUUUAAUGUUUAGGAGGAAUUAGGAAUAAGUAGAAGGGCUUAUCUUUUCUCCGUUGACUACAAGGGGAGCAUGAAGAAGAGGGGGUGAAAACAAAUUUCUUGCUGCUACUAUUAAGAGACUCCAAUAAGAUGAACUGAAUCUCAUUUUAAGUACUUUUGAUUUACUGAAUAAAGUGAAAUUAUUGUAAGUUUAAAUGUUGCUGCUGAACGUGCAUGUGGUUAGUGAUAUGGAAAAUGAAAUAGAUGUUAUGAACUAGUAUUUGUGUAGGCAAACAUUUUGCCUACAUUUUAAUAUAUGGAUAUGGUAAGUUCCCGUUAAAGUAGAAUAUUUUCCAUGACAAUAAAUAUCGAUCUAAUAAUACAUAUGGAAUAUUAAUAUAGCAUGUGCACAGGGUAUGUUCCAAACUUGUGUGCUGGAAGAUGAAUAUGAAAAUCAAUAACAAAUUUUGUUCUAAUUAAAGUGUAAAAUAUUUCUUCCAAUAGCCACCACUUGAAGUCCACUUCAAUAAGGAAAUUAGCUGUAAUCUAUAUAGCUCUUAUGUUUUUCUGAGCAGUUGAUAUAUUUGAGAUUUUUUUAAAAAAGGUAAUUGGUAUAAGAUGUAACAACAGGAUCAUGUUUUCUUUCUUGGUUAAAAAAAAAAUCAUGUGGAAACCUGCCAAUGGAGCUACAUCUUUGUCUAAUACACACUGAGAGCAAGGAAAUAGUAGGUAGACUUCAAAGAGGGAUCUUCUUUGUUUUGAGGUAGCAAAGCAAUCCUCAUUUAUCAGAGGUAGGUUUAGUUUUGACUUUAAUGUGAUUAUAUUCAUCAUUCUUGUAGAAUGUAACCUCCAGUAAUUUACUAUAUUUUAUUCUGCCUUGCAAGUCUUGCUUUAUUUUAUUGUUCAAUUAUGUGCUUAUUGUGAGUUUAAAAUAGAAUAAUAUAAUUAAAUCGGACCUUUUGCUCUGUUAUUAUAGUUAUAGAGAAAGACUGUGUUUCUGCUAAUGGCAAUGAUGAUUUUACUUGUUUGCUUUUACUAGUUGCUUGAAAUAUGGGCUGUUGGGAAAUAAAAUUUGUAACGUAAUAUUUGACUAUUUUGUUUAUGACUAACUUUACAUCUGAAACUGUUUAUGGAUCUG
Messenger RNA from Meleagris gallopavo (turkey), 5606 nucleotides. It is a transcript of the gene WDR72, whose product is annotated as WD repeat domain 72. Gene Ontology annotation, cellular component: cytoplasm. The record is from RefSeq and is a predicted model, not a curated record. Gene Ontology annotation, molecular function: protein binding. NCBI's taxonomy places the organism in Eukaryota, Metazoa, Chordata, Aves, Galliformes, Phasianidae. Gene Ontology annotation, biological process: protein localization to plasma membrane.